Alternaria burnsii is the source of this 687-nucleotide messenger RNA. RefSeq names its product galactoside o-acetyltransferase. Gene Ontology annotation, molecular function: acetyltransferase activity. The coding region runs from base 1 to 687 and encodes 228 amino acids. The transcript has 2 exons. The record is from RefSeq and is a predicted model, not a curated record. Lineage: Eukaryota; Fungi; Ascomycota; Dothideomycetes; Pleosporales; Pleosporaceae.
AUGGCAUCAAAAGAGAAAGAUACGCAAGAGAUAGAGACGGCGAAGAAGCUGAAGCAUGUACCCUGGUGCGAGGAAUACGAGAAGAUGAUCUCUGGGAUGCUCUACAAUUCUUUCAGUCCCACCUUGAUAGCCGCGCGCUUCAAAGCCAGAGCUUUCGCCAAUAAAUAUAACACAUGGUUCCCGGACCCCGAAACAACCGACUCGGGAAAAGGCUUCGAUAUCCUCGCCGCAGAACGUCUUCGAAUGCUCAAAACAGUCAUUGGCCAUGUAGCCGACGAUGACAUCUUCAUCGAACCGCCAUUCAACAUCGAUUAUGGCUGCAACAUCUCCUUGGGCAAACGCUUUUACUCCAACUUCAAUUUGACUAUCCUAGACUGCUCGCUUGUAACGAUAGGGGAUCGGUGCAUGUUUGGUCCUAAUGUAUCCAUUUUCGCGGCUACACAUGAAGCGGAAGUGCAAUCGCGACGGGACAACAUCGAAUAUGGAAAGCCUGUUGUGGUUGGUGAUGACUGCUGGAUUGGUGGGAACGUAGUCAUCUUACCCGGAGUGACGAUAGGGAGAGGAGUUACGGUGGGAGCGAUGAGUGUUGUGACAAAGGAUGUGCCAGACUUCUGUGUUGUCAUGGGACAACCAGCUAGGGUAGUUAAGAAGGUCGCAGAGGUUCCGGUAGAGGAGAGUGCAUCGUGA